Messenger RNA from Tinamus guttatus (white-throated tinamou), 1544 nucleotides. It is a transcript of the gene STEAP3, whose product is annotated as STEAP3 metalloreductase. Gene Ontology annotation, molecular function: cupric reductase (NADH) activity; ferric-chelate reductase (NADPH) activity. Gene Ontology annotation, biological process: copper ion import. The record is from RefSeq and is a predicted model, not a curated record. Gene Ontology annotation, cellular component: endosome; plasma membrane. Lineage: Eukaryota; Metazoa; Chordata; Aves; Tinamiformes; Tinamidae.
UCCUGCCAGGAUGUCAGGAGGAGACAUGGCCAAACCCCUCCUGGGCCAUCGCAGCGUGGAGGGGGACCACAGCAUCGCUCCGGCCGCGGGCCGCACCGUCGGGGUGCUGGGCAGCGGGGAUUUCGCGCGGUCCUUGGCCAUCCGCCUCGUCUGCUCCGGCUUCAAGGUAGUGAUUGGGAGCCGCAAUCCGAAGCGCAAAGCCGGCCUCUUCCCUUCGGCAGCAGAAGUCACCUUCCAGGCCGAGGCGGUGAAGAAGACGGACGUCAUUUUUGUGGCGGUUUUCAGGGAACAUUACUCCACGCUCUGCGACCUGGCUGAUGUGCUGGCUGGGAAGAUACUGGUGGAUGUUAGCAACAACACAGAGGUCAACCACCACAAAGAGUCCAACGCUGAGUACUUGGCUUCCCUCUUCCCUGCCUGCACCGUGGUCAAGGGGUUUAACGUCAUUUCUGCGUGGACGUUGCAGUCAGGUGCCAGGGAUGGAAAUAAGCAGGUUCUGAUUUGCUCCAAUAACCAAGAAGCCAAGCGCAUUGUCGCAGAAAUUGCUCAAGUCAUGGGAUUCACCCCUGUGGACAUGGGCUGCAUGUCAUCAGCCUGUGAGAUUGAGAACAUUCCUCUUCGCCUCUUGCCAGCUUGGAAAAUCCCCAUUUUUUUGGCUUUGGGGCUCUUCCUUUGUUUCUUUACUUACAACCUGGUGAGGCAAGUCAUCCACCCGUACAUCAGGGAGCAGAAGAACAAGUUCUACAAGAUCCCCAUCGAGGUGGUCAACACCACGCUGCCUUGCGUGGCCUAUGUCAUGCUGUCUCUCGUCUACCUGCCCGGGGUCCUGGCAGCCUCCUCGCAGCUCUACUACGGCACCAAGUACAGGCGCUUUCCAGACUGGCUUGACCAGUGGCUCCAGCACAGAAAGCAGAUCGGCCUCCUGAGCUUCUUCUGCGCGGCUCUGCACGCCGUGUACAGCCUGUGCCUGCCCAUGCGCCGCUCGCACCGCUACCUGCUGAUUGAGACGGCCGUCAAGCAGGCUGUGGAGAAGAAGAUGAAUAUCUGGGUAGAGGAGGAAGUCUGGAGGAUGGAGAUCUAUAUCUCCGUGGGAAUAAUCGCCCUGGGCUUGCUGUCGUUACUUGCCAUCACUUCGCUACCGUCCAUCGCAAACUCUCUCAACUGGAGGGAAUUCAGUUUUGUUCAGUCCACCCUGGGGUUUAUCGCCUUGGUGAUCAGCACCCUGCACACGCUGACGUACGGAUGGUCGAGGGCCUUCGACGAGAACCAGUACAAAUUCUACCUGCCUCCCACCUACACCCUCACGCUGCUCGUGCCAUGUACUGUGAUCCUAGCAAAAGUGGUCUUCAGUUUGCCCUGCGUCCACCAAAGACUCCUGCGGAUCAGGAGGGGCUGGGAAAAGGGCAGAUACGUGAAGUUCGUCCUGCCCAGCGCAACAGGGGAGUACUCGAGCGGGGAGACCUCUAGCAACGUGUAGCAAAGCCCCUGUUGUGGCAGAGGAUUUCAAAGCACUAUCGACAUUUCUAUAAAGGUGUUUUCUUUUU